Egretta garzetta (little egret) is the source of this 1500-nucleotide messenger RNA. Its product is annotated as intestinal-type alkaline phosphatase-like. Gene Ontology annotation, cellular component: plasma membrane. Gene Ontology annotation, molecular function: alkaline phosphatase activity. Lineage: Eukaryota; Metazoa; Chordata; Aves; Pelecaniformes; Ardeidae. Gene Ontology annotation, biological process: dephosphorylation. The record is from RefSeq and is a predicted model, not a curated record.
AUGCCCCCAGCUCUGCUCUCACCUCCAGAUGCCGAGAAGACCCUGAACUACUGGAAUGAAGGGGCCAGGAGGAGACUGGAGUUGGCCCUGGCGCUGCAGCCGGCAGCACGGCGGGCCAAAAACAUCGUCCUCUUCGUGGGUGAUGGCAUGGGGCUGCCCACGGUGUCGGCGGCUCGGAUCUACAAGGGGCAGCUGGCUGGCGGCUUGGGCGAGGAGAGUGUCUCCUUUCCCCAUGUGGCCCUGGCCAAGACCUACACCAUCGACCGCCAGGUGCCCGACAGCGCUGGCACAGGCACGGCCUACCUCUGCGGGGUGAAGGCCAAUGCCAAGACACUGGGGCUGAGUGGGGCAGCCGUCUACGGCAAAUGCCGCACCACCUUUGGCAACGAGGUGGACUCCAUCCUGCACCGGGCCAGGCUGGCAGGCAAGUCCGUGGGAAUCGUGACGACCACACGGGUGCAGCACGCAUCCCCCGGGGCAGCCUAUGCCCACUCGGCCAGCCGGAGCUGGUACGCUGACACCAACAUGCCCAAGGAGGCGUUGCGGGAUGGCUGCAAGGACAUCGCCUAUCAGCUGGUGCACAACACAGACAUCAAUGUGAUCUUGGGAGGUGGGCGGAUAUACAUGACCCCUAAGCAGACCCCAGACCCUGAGUACCCGGAGGACUCGGAUCAGAACGGCAUCAGGAAGGAUGGUCUGGACUUGAUUGCCAAAUGGCUGAGUGCCAAGCAGGGUGCCCGCUAUGUCUGGGACAAGAAGGGCCUGGAUGCGGUCGAGGAUGACUCUGUGAGCCACCUAAUGGGUAAGAGCAUCACUGACUGGGCACUGGCCCCCUCAAGCGUGGAGAUGACGGAAAAGGCCAUUCGCAUCCUGCGCAGGAAUCCCAAUGGCUUCUUCCUCUUUGUGGAAGGUGGCAGGAUUGACCACGGCCACCACAGCGGCCGGGCCAAGCAGGCACUGAUGGAGGCCGUCAUGCUGGACCGGGCGGUGGCACGGGCGGGCGAGCUCACGUCCCCCUCCGACACUCUGACCGUGGUGACAGCCGAUCACUCCCACGUCUUCACCUUUGGAGGCAACACGCUGCGUGGCACCUCCAUCUUUGGGCUGGCCCCAAAGAAAGCCAAGGACAAGCGAGCCUACACCAGCCACUGAGGCUGCACGGGGGUAGGGGAGCCUGCUGCCCCCAGCCCCAUUUCUCCUGCCUGCCCUGCAGAGGACAAGGACUACAGGCAGCAGGCAGCCGUGCCCCUGGAGACGGAGACCCACAGCGGGGAGGACGUGGUGGUGCUGGCCCAGGGCCCCAUGGCCCACCUCUUCCAUGGGGUGCAGGAGCAGCACUACAUCGCCCAUGCCAUGGCCUAUGCUGCCUGCCUCGAGCCCUACGCCACCGAGCCCCAGUGCAGGGCAGCCCGCAGGGCGUCCCGUGGCACCCAGUGCCCCCCGCCACCCCUGCUCGCCCUCCUGACCCUCUGUAUGGCCGCCCGCUUGGUGGGGGGCUGA